This is a messenger RNA of Dioscorea cayenensis subsp. rotundata (Guinea yam), 3380 nucleotides long. Its product is annotated as receptor-like protein kinase 7. The record is from RefSeq and is a predicted model, not a curated record. Gene Ontology annotation, biological process: protein phosphorylation. The transcript is spliced from 2 exons. Gene Ontology annotation, molecular function: protein kinase activity; ATP binding; protein binding. Gene Ontology annotation, cellular component: plasma membrane. Lineage: Eukaryota; Viridiplantae; Streptophyta; Magnoliopsida; Dioscoreales; Dioscoreaceae. The coding region runs from base 392 to 3358 and encodes 988 amino acids.
AAUCAAGCGAAUCCAAAAAAAACAAACCAAAAUAAAGAGGUGUAUAUAUAUGUAAUAAAUGCAAAUGCAUGCACUUUCUUUCUCCCAAAAAAAAUAUAUAUAUAUAUAUAUAUAAGCAAACACUUUAUUGGUUAGUAAUGAAUUAAAUCCACAUACCUGCGUGUUCACCGUGUCGCUUUAUUUCACCGGCCAAUGACGAGCCCGAAGUCAAGCUCGGCGGCUCGCCACAGUGGCACAGUCCGGUACCUGCCAGAGAAGCAGUUCACAUACGACAGAAAACGACAGAAGCACACUUAUCCCACGUGCCAAAAAUCACUAAAACCCUUCACCGCCAUCCACACCCUCUUCCCAACUUCACCGAAGUUCAAACUUCCCCCAUUCUCUUCCCAGAAUGCCCCUCUUUCCCAUUCUACCCCUCCUCCUCUGCCUCCUCGCCGGAGGCACAGCCGCCGAAACUGACCUCCAGAUCCUCCUCAAUCUCAAAUCUUCCCUCAAGAUUAGCACUACCACUCCCGGCUUUGAAUCCUGGUCGUCCGAUCACUCCCCUUGCAACUUCUCCGGCAUCGUCUGUGAUUCAACGGGCUCCGUAACGGAGAUCAACUUGAAUGACAGCGGUGUUCACGGAACAAUCCCGUUCCAAUCCGUUUGCAAGCUUCCCUCUCUCUCCAAGCUUGCUCUCGGUUCCAAUAACCUCACCGGUGAUGUCACCGCCGACAUACGCAACUGCACAAAACUCCAGCACCUCGAUUUGGGUUUCAAUAUGCUCACCGGAACUGUCCCCGAUCUCUCGCCGUUGACUGGUCUCCGAGUCUUGGACAUCACGAUGAAUCGGUUUUCUGGUCAAUUCCCUUGGGAAUCGCUCGGUAACCUUACCGACCUGGUAGAUUUAAGGCUCGGGGAUAACGGUGGUUUGGAUCCGAGCCCGUUUCCAGAGUCGGUUAGGAACCUCACGAAACUCAGCUCGCUUUAUCUCUCCGUUCUCAAUCUCAACGGUGAGAUUCCAUCGUGGAUUGGCGAUCUAACGGCUCUCGUUGAUCUUGAAUUCGCCGACAACAAGAUCUCCGGCGUGAUCCCGCCGGAGAUCUCGAAGCUUCGGAAUCUUAAUCAGCUGGAGAUCUACGACAAUGCGCUCACCGGAGAGAUUCCGGCCGGGUUCGGCAACCUCUCGAAUCUCGCGUUCUUCGAUGCUUCUCAGAAUCAAUUGAGUGGGAACCUCUCUGAGAUCCGGUUCUUGACGAAGCUUGUGUCGUUGCAGUUGUUCAUGAAUGGGUUCUCCGGCGAGGUGCCGCAGGAGCUUGGGGAGUUCCGGGAGCUUGUUAAUUUGUCGUUGUACUCGAAUCAGCUUUCCGGCGAGCUCCCGGAGAAGCUUGGGAGUUGGGCGAAGUUCAAUUUCAUUGAUGUGUCGACGAAUUCCUUCACCGGCAAGAUCCCGCCCGAUAUGUGCCGGCAGGGAACGAUGCUGAAGCUGCUGAUGCUGGAGAACAAGUUCUCCGGUGAGAUCCCGGCGAGCUAUGGGAAUUGCACGACGUUGGGGAGGUUCCGAGUCAGCAACAACUCGCUCUCCGGCGUGAUCCCUACCGGGAUCUGGAGCCUUCCAAAUGUAAACAUCAUCGAUCUCACAUCGAACAAUUUUGAAGGUCAAAUUGAUUCGGGUAUCGGCAAAGCAGGAUCAUUGCACCAGCUCUUCAUCGCUAACAAUCAGUUCACAGGCAAGAUCCCACCGGAGAUCGCCGAAGCCACGUCGCUUGUCUCGAUUGACGUGUCAUUCAAUCAGUUCUCAGGCUCGAUCCCGGACGGCAUCGGCGAAUUGAAGCAGCUCACCAGCAUCGAUUUGGAGGAUAACUCGAUCUCCGGCCCAAUCCCUGAUUCCCUCGGCGGUUGUACCGCCCUAAGCUCCGUGAAUCUCCGCAAGAACUCAAUCUCCGGCCCGAUCCCGGCGAGCAUCGGACAGUUACCGAACCUGAACUCCCUUGAUCUCUCCGACAACAAACUCUCCGGACAAAUCCCGGCGAGCCUCAUGUCCCUAAAGCUGAGCUCACUCAAUUUCUCCAACAAUCAACUGGAAGGCGAAGUCCCACCAGCGAUCUCCAUCCCAGUCUUCAACGAGAGUUUCAUCGGCAACCCGGGGCUCUGCGGCUACGACAUCGAUUUCCUCCGUCGAUGCUCAUCGGAGCCGGACAGUUCACCGGCGCGCUUCCACACCCUUCUCGUCUGCUUGCUCGUCGCUUGCGCCAUUCUUCUCGUAUCGCUAACUCUCAUCACAAUCUCCCGAAAACGGAAAUCUGACGGUCACGAUCACCCAAAACUUUCUUGGGAUGUGAAAUCGUUCCGAAAGCUAACCGUCAAUGAGAACACGAUCAUAGACUCGAUAAAACCCGAGAAUCUAAUCGGAAAAGGAGGUUCGGGAAACGUUUAUCGCGCUGCCCUGGGAAACGGAAUCAUCGUGGCGGUGAAGCAUAUACCUCUGCAACCAGAUCCCGAGGAGAGAGGUACGACUGCGAUGCUCGGAGAGAAAAGGAUCAACGGUUCUCGUGAGUUCGAUGCGGAGGUGACUACCCUUAGCGCGAUCCGGCACGUGAACGUUGUCAAGCUCUACUGCAGUGUCACGUGCGAGGAGGCAAGCUUGCUCGUGUACGAGUACUUGCCCAAUGGGAGCCUAUGGGAUAGGCUUCACACGUGCGAGGGGGAAAAGCUGGGGUUGGAUUGGGAGGCACGUGUCGAGAUCGCGUUGGGGGCGGCGAGGGGGCUAGAGUACUUGCAUCAUGGUUGUGACCGUCCGAUCUUGCAUCGGGAUGUGAAAUCCAGUAAUAUAUUGCUUGAUGAGCAGUUCAAGCCUCGCAUCGCUGAUUUCGGGUUGGCCAGGAUACUGCGUAGCGGUGGUGGCGGGAGGGAUUCGUUUUCUUCGCACGUGGUUGCUGGCACGUACGGUUACAUUGCUCCAGAGUAUGCAUAUACAUGGAAGGUGAACGAGAAGAGUGAUGUGUACAGCUUCGGAGUGGUGCUAAUGGAACUGGUGACCGGAAAACGGCCAAUAGAGCCAAUUUAUGGGGAGGGCAAAGACAUAGUGAAUUGGGUAGCAGAACAAUUGGCAAGUGAAGGAAGUGUGGUGAAGUUAGUGGAUAAAAAGAUCCCGGAAUGGGCUAAAGAUGAGGCACUGAAAGUGCUGAGAAUUGCAGUGCUUUGCACUAUGAAAUUGCCUGCAAUGAGGCCUUCUAUGAGGACUGUUGUGCAUUUGCUGGAAGAGGUUGCUGUUGGCCGUGUUGUUAUUAGACUUGAUUUCAAGAAUGGUAGUGAUAAUAAGGCGGAAAGCAGGUUUAGUGUUGAAGACAAGGGUGAUGAAUUUUUAAGUAGUAUGUAGAGCAACUUGGUCUCUCAAACUU